AAAUUAUAUAAUUUUUUAUUUAUUAAUGAUAUAUAUGUCAUGCGUCACAUGUGAUCUCUUAUGCCAGCCAUUAUAUUAGUUAGGCCCUUCUAAGAUAUUAUAAUAAAGAUGUGCGAUGCUGCAUCUAUUAAAAAACUAAUAUGGGAUGGUAAUAUUGCUAUUUCUCUAACUUUAGCUAAGGAUGAAUUGAAUACUGUUGGAAUUCCUGAACCUUAUUUUCUUAUGAUACCAAGGUUCUUCUAUUAUCCUCUUAUAUGGAUUAAAAUAAAGCAUUAUUAUGUACAUCUAGACAACAAAUUAAAGGAUAAAAGUUUAUUUUGGCUUGAAAAUAAUGGAAAACCAUUAAAAUGGAAUUAUCCCAUUGGUGUUCUUUAUGAUACAUAUCAAAAUAAAAUUACAAAACCUUGGAAUUUAGUUAUUCACUUUGAGAAUUAUCCUUAUCAACAGUUAUUGCAAUAUACAGCUGAAACAAUAGAAGCACUCUUUUUUUCUAUGCUAAAAGAAGCAGAUUAUCUUAAAAGUAAAAGUCAAAACAUAAAUUCAUUACAAAAAAAGGAUUUGAAUCAACUUUGGCAGAGUUUAAUUUCAAAUGAUUUUGACUUAUUUUGGAAGAUCAAUUGCAAACUUUAUCAAAUUCCUUUGCCUAAGGAUCUCCAAAUAUAUCACCUACCAUUCCGAAUAUACAUAAAUGAUGAGAUUGUCCAAAAUCGUUUUCCCUUUUAUAAUACGAAAUCAUUAAAUCACGAUUCUGGGAACCCUUAUUUAGCUCAUAAGUUAACCGAGCUAUUGACGUUUUGUGAUAUUAAUAGUGAAAAUUCAAAGCAGGAUAUUGAAAAAUCAAAUAUUAUUAAAUAUGAUUUUAAUACGAAUUCAUUACAUGAUAAUAAUAAUUACCAUAAACAAUGUAAAAAAAUUUGUAAAAGAUGUAUAUGUCAUGGUAUCGAUAUUCCCCUGGAAACACCCCUUACAUACCUCUAUCAAAAUUUAAGUAACCCAGAUAAUUUUCUACACCUUAUAAUAAAAUCAUAAAAUUUGUUCAUAUUAAUUAUGUUAUGAUGCAUUACUGACGAUCCCUUACUUACCUCUAUCAUAAUGUAAGUUAUUAAGUUAAUUUUCUUAUUUGUAAUAAAUCAAAAGUUCAUAUUAUUUAUAUUGUGAUGCAUUCCUGAUAAUAUUUGUUUUUGGAUCAUAUAUCUAUAAAAUAAAUGUACAUUUUGAUAUUGUAUCAUGUAUAAAUAAUUUUUAUUAUUUCUAAAUAUUUAUUAAAAAUGUUUGAAACUCAACCUUUA
This is a messenger RNA of Gordionus sp. m RMFG-2023, 1289 nucleotides long. Its product is annotated as autophagy protein 5-like. Gene Ontology annotation, cellular component: phagophore assembly site membrane; Atg12-Atg5-Atg16 complex; cytoplasm. The transcript is spliced from 6 exons. Gene Ontology annotation, molecular function: Atg8-family ligase activity. The coding region runs from base 109 to 1029 and encodes 306 amino acids. Gene Ontology annotation, biological process: autophagosome assembly; cellular response to nitrogen starvation; nucleophagy. NCBI's taxonomy places the organism in Eukaryota, Metazoa, Nematomorpha, Gordioida, Chordodea, Parachordodidae. The record is from RefSeq and is a predicted model, not a curated record.